Molecule: messenger RNA, 5428 nt
Organism: Syngnathoides biaculeatus (alligator pipefish)
Lineage: Eukaryota; Metazoa; Chordata; Actinopteri; Syngnathiformes; Syngnathidae
Gene: mgat4a
Product: alpha-1,3-mannosyl-glycoprotein 4-beta-N-acetylglucosaminyltransferase A
Exons: 16
Coding region: 736-2337 (533 amino acids)
Biological process (GO): protein N-linked glycosylation
Cellular component (GO): Golgi stack; endoplasmic reticulum; endoplasmic reticulum-Golgi intermediate compartment
Molecular function (GO): acetylglucosaminyltransferase activity
Source: RefSeq, a predicted model, not a curated record
GCAAAACCUUUGCUGGGAAAUGCGCAAAUGAACACAUUUAAGGCGUUUCACGACUGAAAAUCUGGAAAUAAAGGAAGUGCCUUUAUUCGUUUUGUUUUUAAAAAAUGAAAAAAUAAUUGGUUGAACCAAAAGUGCCAAAAAAAUAGCGUCGGGCCCAAAAACCGAAAAUGAUUUAAAACAAAAAGAGGAAAUAGGCGAACUGCGCGUGUACGGACGGCACUCGGGGGGCUCUUUUUUCGGCUUCCUCCAUUUCCAGGCGAGGGAGGGAGGAAGGAAGGAAGGAAGGAAGGAAGGGACCGCCGCCGCCGUCGCCAGACUGGCAAGAAGCCGAAAAUGCUCGUUUGUGCCCGCGACGCCGACUGACGGAGCGACCCCCUCCCCGGAAGAAUGGAGCGCACCGGCAGCUAACCCCUCCCCGCCCCGCCGCCUCCCAGCAUGUAAACCGCCUCGACGCGGAAGACAGUUGCCUCGUCACCCACCGCAGGAGGACGGUUAAAGGCCGGAGGGGGGUGGCUCCGGCUCCGGCUCUGGCUCUGGCUCUGGCUCUGGCUCUGGCUCUGGCUCCGGCUCUGGCUCUGGCUCCGGCUCCGGCUCCGGCUCCCGCUCCCGCUCCGAGCUCUUGAACAACACGCGUCCGCGCCGCUCUCGUUCUCCGGCUGCGGGAGGCUGGCGAGCCCCUUUUGGAGCCACGGAGGACCGCCGCGGCGACACGAGCGAGGCGCCGCCGAAAAUGAGAUGAGGCUCAGAAAUGGAACUGUGGCCACUGCGAUAAUUUUCUUCACGUCUUUCCUCAGCUUGUCCUGGUACACCGCCUGGCAAAAUGGCAAAGAGAAACUAGUGGCAUACCAACGGGAGUUCCACGCCUUGAAAGAGCGCCUUCGUGUGGCCGAGCACAGGACGCUGCAGCGCUCGUCGGAGCUCAACAACAUCCUCGAGCAGUUUCGGCACGCCAUUGCCGAAACCAAUAACAGCAAAGACACCCUCACCACCUUCUCAGAUGAGACCCAGAAACUUUUGAAGGAGCUGUCCAAUGGAAAACCUCUCCACGUGCCAAACAUCUACCACCACCUGCCUCACCUCCUCAACAAUGAGGGCAGCCUCCAGCCCGCCGUGCAAGUCGGCCUCGGGCGCACCGGAGUCACCAUGGUGAUGGGGAUCCCGACAGUGAAGCGCAAGGUGAAGUCGUACCUGGCGGAGACGCUCCACUCGCUCAUAGACAAACUGUCUUCGGAGGAGAAACUCGACUGCGUCAUUAUCGUCUUCGUUGGGGAGACCGAUGUGGAAUACGUUCAGAGUGUGGUUUCCGACCUGCAGAAGGAGUUCUCGUCAGAGCUGAAUUCCGGUUUGCUGGAGGUCAUUUCACCUCCCGCCACCUUCUACCCAGACCUUAGCAACCUUAAAGAGACAUUUGGAGACUCCAAAGACAGAGUCAGAUGGCGGACAAAGCAGAACCUGGACUAUUCCUUCCUCAUGAUGUAUGCAGUGAGCAAAGGAGUUUAUUACGUUCAGUUGGAGGACGACAUCGUGGCCAAGCCCAACUAUUUCGCCACCAUGAAGAACUUUGCCCUCCAGCUGUCGUCCGAGGACUGGAUGGUCCUGGAGUUUUCUCAGCUGGGCUUCAUCGGAAAGAUGUUCAAGGCCCCAGACCUGAAUCUCAUUGUCGAGUUCAUCUUCAUGUUUUAUAAGGAGAAGCCAAUCGACUGGCUGCUGGACCACAUUCUUUGGGUCAAAGUGUGCAAUCCCGAGAAAGACGCGAAACACUGCGAGCGCCAGAAGUCCAGCCUCCGCGUGCGUUUCCGACCCUCCUUGUUUCAACACGUGGGGCUGCAUUCUUCUCUCGCCGGAAAGAUCCAAAAGCUCACAGACAAAGACUUCCUGAAGCCACUCCUCCACAAGAUCCACGUCAACCCUCCUGCUGAGGUUUCCACCUCGAUGAAGGUUUAUCAGGGCCAUACGCUGGAGAAGACGUACCUCGGGGAGGAUUUCUUCUGGGCCAUCACGCCCAUCGCGGGAGACUACAUCCUCUUUAAAUUCGACAGACCCAUCAGCAUUGAGAGGUUCCUGUUUCGCAGCGGUAACCAGGAACACCUCGGGGACAAGAUGCAAAACACGACGGUGGAAAUACUGCCCGUCUCCGAACCUGGACUGCAGACCAAAGAGAAGUACAAACGGACUGAAGACCGCUUCUACAGGAUCGGUCAGUUUGAAAAGGGCGUGGCCGAAGGGGCCGUCGACCCUUCCUUCAAUCCCAUCCUGGCCUUGCGACUGUCCGUUCGGAAAAACUCGACCGUGUGGGCCAUCAUCAGCGAAAUCCACAUAAAGAGGAUAGCGGGCUGACGUCUGCGCAGGGCCCCUUUUGGACUGCGGCCACCCCCCCAGGGAGACCAAAACCUUGUCUUGAGGUUUACUGCUCACAUUAGGGCCUCAGGCAGCAGUGAAGUCACCUGAGCCCACUUGGGGCUCAUCAUUCUUUCUUUAUCUCGCCCUUUUCUCCCCGCGUCCGUCAUUCUCUUGCUUACCUCGAUAGUGAGAAUGUGAACCGUGCUGUCGACGGGCAAAAAAAAAAAAAAAAAAAAAAAAACAGCUGUUAUGAGCCCUCGGGGCCAUGUGACGGAAUCAUCCAGCAACUUUGGAACGCAGGAUAAAAACCAUGACGUCAGUCCACGCAGUCUGUUCAACUCAAUGCUGCCACCGUCGGGCGCGCUGGGGCGUCGCAGGCUUGACCAGCGCCACCAGCCGAUGCCGCGUCCGUGACGGUGCCAGGAAUGUAUACCCGAACCCACAAAUGAGGAAAUACCAUGUUAAGACCAACACCAGCCCAAACACACACACACACAAAAAAUACUCCAUUGUAUUUAGGAAACUUGCUGGGUACAGUCGGUCAAAAUUCAUCAAGAGAAAGAAAAAGUGACGAAAAAGACAAAACCUCCGUCUGACCAAACCAAGCAGACAUCGCCUCGGCCCCCAUUUUUCCAGAAGGAAUAUAUAUUGCUGUAGUAUUAAUGAUACGAGGAUCUACGAAGGUGACUUACGUAAUUUAUUUGAAAAUUUUUAAUUUGUACACGAAGUACAAUAUAUAUUUUUAAUCUUAUCGCGAGAUGUUUACGCUCAGCGCGGCAUUUUGUCUGUACGUGUUUGCUCGUCUACUGUGCGUCCUCAUGAUUUAUUACAGCUACGCGGGAGCCGUCGCCCCGUUUCGUUUCACUUGAAGCCGAUCGACGUUAUUGAUCAUUUUCACGCGGGAUUUCAAAGACGAGAACGGACUCUCUCUUUUUGCGCGUCAAAUGUGGAGAAUUGUGCCUUAUAUCGGGUUCCCCUCAAGUGUAUCACCUAUUUCAAUCACACUUGCGUGCAUUUCACAGGCUGGAUAUAGUGUUAUUAUUAUUAUUAUUGUUAUUAUUAUUCUUGAAGUGAAAAUAGCAGACAGUUCAAUCAGUGUACAAGUACGCGGGACCACGUUGCAUCUUAAACUGCUUGCUUUUGCACUGCUUAUUUGUCGUAUCACGAGUGAGAUCGCCGUCUUUUCGUCGUACAAGGACUAUCAGGGCCAUGCUGAAGAUGGGGGGGGGGAGAUUGUUGAAAUUCGAGAAAUUGUUGCUUCAUUCUCAUAAUUGAAGUUUUUUUUCCUUGUAUAAUGCAAGACAAAUUCAAAUCACCUUAUUUUUGUUUCUUUUUUUUUUUUUUUUUUAAUCUUACAAGCAUGGCACUAAUACUCCUCCAUGCCCUCGUUCACUUGUCUGUAUUCACUUAAAGGGGAAAUCCAGUACUUUGCAUGAAACGUGUAUCCAAAAGUUCAUGUAAUAUGCACCCUAUUUUGACAACGUGAUCUUAAAUCCUGUCAUUUAAUAGUGUUUUGAGGAGAUUUUGUAUCGACAAUUACGAAUUUUUAGGGCCGCUGCCGUUUUCGCAAAUCACAUGACCUCUGUUGUCGGAUGUGACAUCUUGCGUGCCGUUCCAAACGCUCGAUUACGUGAGACACCGUUUACGCCCAGUGCCAAUUUUUGGGGAUUUAUCGUCAUCUGAUGAAGAAAUCGCAGUACCGUUUCAUCAGGACGACGGAGGAAUACUUCCAUACAGAUUUGAACCUGUGGCUGCAAACGUUGAAUAUUCGGAUGGUUCUUCGGACGGAAUGACGCCAGAGGUCGACUACACGUAGGCCUAUGCGCGUCACAUUAGUGCGUAAAUAAAGGCCCCCGGAGCUCCAGGCCGGCAGCGGCGGAGGCCUUUAGCCUAGCUUCGGCGUCCGGGGCUGACGGCCUCCGCCGCCUGGAAGCUCGGCCCGCCGCCGGAGCUCGCUCGUCAGACUCCGCGUCAUUCCCGUCCGAAGAAGCGUCCGCGGCUGCCGGCCCGGAGCUCCCGCGGGGCCUUUGCUUACGCGCUUAUGUCGGGCGUAGGCCUCCGAGUAGUCAGACUCCGUCGUCAUACCGCCCCAAGAACCAUCCAAAUAUUCAACAUUAAUUACAGCCACAGGUUCAAAUCUGUAUUCCUCCAUCUUCCCGAUCAACCGAUACUGCUAUUUCUUCAUCAGAUGAGGAUAAAUAUGAGAAACCGGCUGUGGGCAUAAACGGUGUCCCGUGUAAUCGAGCCUUUGUUGCGGCACGGUACACGUCACAUCUGCCCGCGUACGUCAUGUAACUCACGAAAAUGGCAGCACCCCUGAAAAUUCGAAAUCGUCGAUAAAAAUCUUCUCAAAACACUAUUAAAUGAGAGAGGAUUUAAUAUCUCAUUGUCAAAAUGGGGUAGAAUAUUACAUGAUUUAUUGGAUACACUGUUCAUGCCCGGCAGUGAAUUUCCCCUUUAAUGGACUUUUUUUUUGUCCACGCAUAUCUUGUUUUUGUUUAGGAACAGAAUGUCACGACUACUGAUCGUCUAGGAGUGCACCUUUUUAUCGUAGGGGUUUUAACAGGGGAUGUCGCGUUCCUUCACUUAUUGUAAAUAUGAAUAUAAAAAGCAAUGAGCAUCUCUUUUUCUGUCAGUCUUCCACCUCGCUUAAGUAGUUGAUUGAAAUUCAUAUUGCUUUUGUUGUUAUUGCUGACAUUUUAAACGCCCGUGGUUUUUCUUCAAGGGGGUGAGGGAAGUGCCUUUUGGUGGAAUGGACAGUGCUGUCGCCGCUGUGCUGUUUAUUCACACAUUUGUACAUGCAGUACAGAACCACGCGACGGCCGUCGGGACGUCGUCCGGACAACGAGACGCCUCAAAGGUUCUUUGGCUGAAAGCAAAAUGGCGUGACUUGUAACGGCAAGAAAAACCCUUUGUGAAUGUGUUGAUGGAUAGUAAAGACAGACAAACUUAAGUUUCAGGCUCGAAACCCCCCUAAACAUCCUUUUGGUUUGUGUGCCUUCAUCGUGUACGUUUGUUGCCUGCCUCUGCUGAUUUUUUUUUUGACAUCUUUUUUCAUGGACAUGUUUGAAAUAAAUGGGGAAACAAA